AUGGUGGAGGAGCGCUUCCAAUUACACGGUUUUAUCUUUGAUGCAAAUUGUAGUUGCAGCAAAGAAGGAGAUACAUUGGCCAUUGAUGACAACUUAAUAAAGUGGGAAUCACAAUCUGCCAUCCGUCCUGUAUAUAAAUACAUCGAAAUUGCUGACAACCGGCAUGAGCCACGGCAGAUUGCGACCUCUGCAUGCGACUCAGGAAGAAGAAUGGUUCUGCUCAAACCAUCAAAUGUCGUUUUUGUUUUACGUUUAAAAUGGGUGAUUAGGGAGCCUUCAGUGUUGGGAUUGAACAAAUUCCGAAGGCUUCAUGUUCAUGCUUCUGAUUCCAAUUUAAAUGGUGGGUUGGAAGUUAAUCCAAACAAAAGUUCUAGUGUGCCCAUUACUACGUUUGAUGGGGCGGAACCGUUUCAUGGUAAAUCAGGUUCUGUCUCUUUUUGUGGGUUGACACACCAGUCGGUAGAAGAAGGGAAAUUGGAAUCUGCCCCCUUCGAAGAAAAGGGUGGCUCUUUCUUAUGGGUCUUAGCUCCUACAGCGGUCAUAGCAUCUCUGAUUCUGCCACAGUUCUUUGUUGACAACGUGGUGGAGGCUUUUCUCAAUGAUACGAUUAUGAUAGAUGCUGUGAGUUCGUUCUCUCAUGAUGCCCUGUUUUACGUUGGAGUAGCGACAUUCUUGUAUGUGACUGAUCGUGUGCAGAGGCCCUAUUUGCAGUACAGCUCAAAAAGAUGGGGUCUUAUCACUGGCCUCAGAGGAUACUUAUUCUCUGCUUUUUUCACCAUGGGUUUGAAGAUUAUUGCCCCUCUCAUUCUUUUGUUUGUGACCUGGUCAGCAGUUGGCAUGCCAGGCAUUGUUGCAGUAACUCCUUUUUUAUUUGGCUGUGUUGUACAACUUGCAUUUGAGAAAGUUUUGGACAACCGUGGAUCAGCUUGCUGGCCUAUAGUCCCUGUUAUAUUUGAGGUAUACAGACUGUAUCAGCUUACAAAAGCUGCUAAUUUUGCUGAGAAGUUGUUAUUAUCUAUGAAGGGGCUUCCUGCGAGCAAAGAAUUGGUAGAACGAAGUGGAGGUUUGUUCGCAAUGUUGAUCACAUUCCAAAUGCUGGGGCUUGUGUGCCUUUGGUCAUUGAUGACGUUUCUUUUGAGGCUAUUCCCUUCUAGACCUGUAGCAGAUCAUUACUGA
Messenger RNA from Sphenostylis stenocarpa, 1176 nucleotides. The record is from the annotation of a GenBank genome assembly. Lineage: Eukaryota; Viridiplantae; Streptophyta; Magnoliopsida; Fabales; Fabaceae.